Molecule: messenger RNA, 324 nt
Organism: Acanthamoeba castellanii str. Neff
Lineage: Eukaryota; Discosea; Longamoebia; Acanthamoebidae
Exons: 1
Coding region: 1-324 (107 amino acids)
Source: RefSeq, a predicted model, not a curated record
AUGAACAGCAACAAGUUUUACGUCCCGCGAGGCCCGAGGGUGGAGCAUGCGAUCAAGGACCCUGCGAUCGAGGAAUGGGCGUUCUACAGGGAGAACACGCACCGCUACUUUCGGAUGAAUCCCAAGAUCGCGAGGAAGGCCCUCAUCUGGGCGGUGGCCGUGCCGUACAUCACCUACCAGCUGACGAAGAUGGCCCAAAUCGAGCAGGACAACCAAAACCCGCGCAGCCAGCUCGCCGUUCCCGACCGGAGUACCUUUGAGACCGUCCAAUGCCGGCACCAUUCCGACGUCCCUCCCCGCGCGUCGAUUUGUACCUUCGCAUAA